UGCGAGGGUGAUAAUUCAAACUCCGAAGGAAAUGACAAUUUUCAUGCCGAAGACUAUGAUCAUCAAGACUUGGACCAGACUGGCGAUGAAAUCGAUGAUACUUGCGAAAACUCUCUCUCAGAUCAUCAAGAUUUGGACCAGACUGGCGAUGAAAUCGAUGAUUCUUGCGAAAACUCUCUCUCAGAUCAUCAAGAUUUGGACCAGACUGACAAUGAAAUCGAUGAUACUCGCGAAAAGUCUCCCUCAGUAAUGGCCGUUGAACGUCGAGAAAAAAUGAAAGGACUGCACUUGCGACGUCACAGAACUUAA
This is a messenger RNA of Rhizophagus irregularis DAOM 181602=DAOM 197198, 309 nucleotides long. Lineage: Eukaryota; Fungi; Glomeromycota; Glomeromycetes; Glomerales; Glomeraceae. The record is from RefSeq and is a predicted model, not a curated record.